UUUGGUCCUGCACGGGAACCAUAGCCAGCCAAAACACAACAGAAGAUGGCUUCAACUGAGACCCAACCACGGUUCGGCCAGUCGGUCAAAGGUUUAUUAUCCGACAAGGUGGGCUCCUGUAGCGGGGAUGUGAUCGCAAUGACACGCCAAGUGUUGAAGGGAUCCCGUAGUCAGGAGCUUCUUGGUCAAGCUGCAAGAAACAUGGUGAUUCAGGAAGACGCCAUUCUGCACUCUGAAGAUAGCCUGAGGAAAAUGUCUAUAAUCACCACACAUUUACAAUACCAGCAGGAGGCCAUCCAGAAGAAUGUGGAGCACUCUAAAAACCUGCAGGACCAGCUGAGACACUUGUUGAAGUGACGGAGCAACAUGCAGCUCAAACCCUCAUUAGGAGGAGGCUCGACUGUUUACAGACUCUUUCUUAGCUGGACUUUAAGCGUCUUUAGCGGUUUAAAGUUGGACCACAAGGAAAACCCGCCAAAGUUAUGCUUUACAUCAGUCUGCUGGCCGGCACAAUGGGACGCUGCCGUUAUGCUUGGUGCCAGCGCAAUUUCUAUACUUGGCUCUGCAAAGCAAGGACCAUUGAAACUUUUUUUUUUUUUUUGAGUUUAGUAAAAUAAUGUUGACAUUGUUUUCCAUUUAUUUAUUAAAAAAAACAUUGUCUGCAUCAUCUUUGCUUCUCAUAGUGCCACCCUAAAACAAAUGAAUAGUACAUAACUGUGUGAGAAGUCAACUUUCUUUUGAAUGCCUGACUUUUUUCUUAUAUCAUUUGCAUGGGAGUAGAUAAUAUAUAUUGGCUUACACAGAACCCUUGAUGGUAAAGAUACUAAUAUGUGUUAAUAAAACAGUCGUGGAAGUACGUACAUGGAUGCAUGCAUGGAAAAGUUUGUUUCCGGAUUCCAUCGCAUUUUAAAUUUGAGUCUACUGUAAAUCAGGGAGAUACAGUAUGUCCCUCGUCUUUAAUCUUUUGGAGGUGAUGAAUUGAGAAAAGUUCUUGCAGGGACACAAGAGUCCACGGCCCCUGUGGUUCAAGGACGGAGCAGAUCUUGGCAGUACAACAUGUAAAUACCUUAGAGCACUCAGUGUUAAACCACCUUAUUUGAUGAUUUCAGCCUUGUGUGUGGCGUUUGGCAAGAUUCCAUCCAGUUGAUCCAAUUGUACUUUCUUACAAAUAUAGUUUAACUUGCAUUUAGGUGAUACAUCAAUAAAUGACAAUGAAAGAUUACAA
Messenger RNA from Labrus mixtus (cuckoo wrasse), 1225 nucleotides. It is a transcript of the gene borcs7, whose product is annotated as BLOC-1 related complex subunit 7. NCBI's taxonomy places the organism in Eukaryota, Metazoa, Chordata, Actinopteri, Labriformes, Labridae. Gene Ontology annotation, cellular component: BORC complex. The transcript has 5 exons. The record is from RefSeq and is a predicted model, not a curated record. Bases 46 to 357 code for a protein of 103 amino acids.